Molecule: messenger RNA, 4850 nt
Organism: Cercocebus atys (sooty mangabey)
Lineage: Eukaryota; Metazoa; Chordata; Mammalia; Primates; Cercopithecidae
Gene: SYDE2
Product: synapse defective 1, Rho GTPase, homolog 2 (C. elegans)
Exons: 6
Coding region: 23-3691 (1222 amino acids)
Biological process (GO): signal transduction
Source: RefSeq, a predicted model, not a curated record
CUCGCGGGCUAAGGCAGAGGAGAUGGCGGACCCUCUGAGGAGGACGCUGUCCAGGCUCCGGGGAAGGCGGGGUCCCCGCGGCGCCGGGGGGCUAGGGCUCCGGGCAGCAGCGGCAGCUGCGGUGGCGGCCUCUUCGGCAGCCGCAGGAGACGCCUGGGGUGCCGCAGACACCCCCCAACGUGAGCACGCCGGGGGAGCCGGGCCGAGCCUACAGCAGCCCCCGCCGUCACCUGCGGCGUGGGGUCCUGGCGCGCAGGUCCCCGGAGGGCACCCGGAGCAGUCGGGGGCCCUCGGGCCUUGGCCGCGCUGCGGGCAGGAGGCCGCCCCCUGGAGCCAUGCCUCUCUGCACGCCCCCGAGGGCUCCGAGGGCAGCGGAGAGGAGGAGGAAGUGGACGAGGACGAAGACGACUACGACGCCGACUACUACGAAAACCUGCCCGGCGGCUCGCAGCCUGCGCCCGAGCCUGAGGGGGCGGAGGCGGAACGGCGUCCCCCGCCUCCCCCAGCGGCGGGCUCCUCCCUGGGGGCGGAGGGCGGCCGCCUGGAGACAGGCAGGCUGCGGACCCAGUUGCGAGAGGCCUAUUAUCUGCUGAUCCAGGCCAUGCACGACCUGCCCCCUGACUCGGGAGCGCGGCGGGGCGGCGGGGGCUUGGCGGAUCAGGGCUUCCCCGCGGGAGCCCGGGCUCCGGGCCAGCCGCCUUCCCGCGGCGCUGCGGACCGCCGAGCCUGUCCCCGAGACGGGGAGCGGAGAGGCGGCGGACGGCCUCGGCAGCAGGUGUCCCCGCCCCGGUCGCCUCAGAGGGAGUCGGGGGGAGGCCAGCUGCGGACUCCUCGGAUGCGGCUGUCCUGCAGCAGAAGCCUCGAGAGCCUCCGGGUGGGUGCCAAGCCGCUUCCCUUCCAGCGGUGGCCGAGCGACAGCUGGAUCAGGUGCGGCGGGCACGGGGACUGGGACGAGCCCCCGCCACGUGGAGGCAGGAUGGAUGGCUGGAGUGGGGACCGCGCCCGGGCGGCUGCACCCACCGGCCUCCAGCCUCCAGGCUCCAAGGACCACGGCUGCUCCUCGGGAAGCCCUUUCAGGGAUCCAGCGGGGUCCUCUGUGAUACGCAGCGGCAAAGGAGACCGCCAGGAAGGCCCCUCCUUCCUCAAGCCGCCUGCAGUGACAGUCAAGAAGCUGCAGAAGUGGAUGUACAAAGGGCGUCUGCUGUCCCUGGGAAUGAAGGGUCGUACCCGUGGGACGGCCCCCAAAGUCACAGGAACGCAGGCAGCCUCCCCAAAUGUGGGCGCUUUGAAAGUGCGUGAAAACAGUGUCCUGUCGGUGCCCCCAGACCAAAGAAUUACGCUGACAGAUUUAUUUGAAAAUGCCUAUGGGUCUUCAAUGAAGAGAAGAGAACUUGAAGAUCUGAAGGAUAAUAUUGAAUUCAGAGGUCAUAAGCCACUUAACAGCAUCACUGUUUCAAAGAAACGCAAUUGGCUAUAUCAGAGUACUCUGAGAUCUCUUAAUCUGGAAGAAGAAAAUAAGAAAUGCCAAGAUAGAAGUCAUUUAUCCAUCUCACCUGUGUCUCUACCUAAACAUCAGCUAUCACAGUCUUUCCUCAAAUCAUCUAAAGAGUACUGUACAUAUGUGGUAUGUAACGCUACAAACUCUUCAUUAUCGAAAAACUGUGCUUUAGAUUUUAAUGAGGAAAAUGAUGCAGAUGAUGAAGGAGAAAUAUGGUACAACCCCAUUCCUGAGGAUGAUGACCUUGGUAUGUCAAGUGCCUUGAGGUUUGGUGAGGUUGACUCUGCUGUUCUGAAGCUCCCUGCUGUCAAUUUAAGCAUGUUGUCUGGCAGUGACCUGAUGAAAGCAGAGCAGCAUACUGAAGACUCGCUGUGCUCUUCCGAACAUACAGGUGAUAUUCAGAGCACAUGGUCAAAUGGAAUGAAUCCUAUGGAUCCUGCCCGUUCCACAGAAUUUGUGCAGCAGUACAAGCAAAGGCUAGGACACAAGACACAAGAAGGUAUAAUGGUAGAGGACAGUCCUAUGUUGAAAUCUUUUGCAGGUUCAGGGAUCCUGGCUGCUACAAAUAGUACUGAAUUGGGAAUUAUAGAACCAUCUUCUCCAAAUCCUAGCCCUGUGAAAAAAGGCAGUUCAAUUAAUUGGUCUUUGCCAGAUAAAAUAAAAUCUCCACGAACUGUGAGGAAACUUUCCAUGAAAAUGAAAAAGUUGCCAGAAUUUAGCCGAAAGCUAAGUGUUAAGGGAACAUUGAAUUAUAUAAACAGUCCAGAUAACACUCCUUCUUUGUCUAAAUAUAACUGCCGAGAAAUUCAUCAUACUGAUGUUCUGCCCUCUGGGAACACAACCACAGCUGCUAAGAGAAAUGUUAUAAGCCGAUACCAUCUUGAUACCAGUGUAUCCUCCCAGCACAACUACCAGAAGAAAAACUCUAUGAGUUCUAAGUAUUCCUGCAAAGGUGGUUACCUUAGUGAUGGAGACUCACCUGAACUUAUAACUAAAGCUAGCAAACGUGGAUCUGAAAACAAAUUUGGAAGAGGAAAAGAAAUAAUUUCAAAUAGUUGUAGCAAGAAUGAAAUAGACAUUGAUGCUUUUAGGCAUUAUAGCUUUUCUGAUCAACCUAAGUGUUCACAGUACAUAUCUGGGCUCAUGAGUGUACAUUUCUAUGGUGCUGAGGAUUUAAAACCACCUCGGAUAGAUUCAAAAGAUGUCUUUUGUGCAAUUCAGGUAGAUUCAGUAAACAAAGCAAGAACAGCUUUGCUCACAUGUCGAACAACAUUUUUAGACAUGGAUCACACUUUCAACAUAGAAAUUGAAAAUGCACAACAUUUGAAACUAGUAGUAUUCAGUUGGGAACCUACUCCAAGAAAAAAUCGAGUUUGUUGUCAUGGAACUGUUGUUCUUCCCGCCUUAUUUAGAGUGACAAAGACUCAUCAAUUGGCUGUCAAACUUGAACCUAGAGGUCUUAUUUAUGUGAAAGUGACUCUUAUGGAACAGUGGGAGAAUUCUCUUCAUGGACUAGACAUAAACCAAGAACCAAUAAUAUUUGGAGUUGAUAUUCAAAAAGUUGUAGAGAAAGAAAAUAUAGGACUGAUGGUGCCCCUUCUGAUACAGAAAUGUAUUAUGGAAAUUGAAAAGAGAGGCUGUCAGGUAGUAGGCCUGUAUCGAUUAUGUGGUUCGGCAGCAGUCAAGAAAGAACUGCGAGAGGCCUUUGAGAGAGAUAGCAAAGCUGUUGGUCUGUGUGAAAACCUGUACCCAGAUAUAAAUGUAAUAACAGGUGUUCUUAAGGAUUAUUUAAGAGAACUCCCUUCUCCUCUGAUAACAAAGCAACUUUAUGAGGCUGUAUUAGGUGCAAUGGCAAAAAGUCCUUUGAAAAUGUCAUCAAAUGGUUGUGAGAAUGACCCAACUGACUCUAAGUACACUGUUGACCUGCUGGAUUGUCUGCCUGAGAUUGAGAAGGCAACCCUAAAGAUGUUAUUGGAUCAUUUGAAAUUGGUGGCUUCCUAUCAUGAAGUGAAUAAGAUGACAUGCCAGAAUUUGGCUGUGUGCUUUGGACCAGUGUUAUUAAGUCAGAAGCAAGAGCCUUCAUCACAUAACAACAGAGUCUUUACUGAUUCAGAAGAACUUGCAAGUGCUUUGGAUUUUAAAAAACACAUUGAAGUUCUUCAUUACUUACUCCAACUCUGGCCAGGUAAAUGAUUCUAUGGAAAUACUUUUCACUUUCAAUGAUAGGGCAUUUGAAUUAACUAAUCAUUAAAUAUGCUCAUAUAUGAUUGAAGAAACUCUUCUAGAUUUUGCUUUUUCAAAAUGUGAUUUGAUACCUGCCCUUUAGAUUUUUUUUCAUUUAAAUAUUUUCUGCCUUUGCUGAUGACAUCGUAGGCAUGUAGAUUAAUGUGCACAUUUUAGAUUUGGUAGAUCUAGAUUUAAAUCCUGGUUGUACCACUUAUUAGCAAUCUGACCUUGGGCUGGUUUCGUAACAUCUCAGAGCCUUGUAUCAUCUUUUGUCAUAUGGAUUUAAUAAUAUGUUUAUAGAUUUUAUAUUAGGAUUUUUAAAAAUUGUAUAUGUAAAGUGCUCAGCAUAGCUCUUGACACAUAAUAGAGACUCAAUAAACACUUAAUUUAUUUACUUUUCUCAUUUUUAGUUCAACUGGUAUAAAGCAGAAUUCAUUUUUCUCCUUAAAUCAGUUCUUCUUUACGUCUUUAACUGCAUUCAUGGUCAUUAGUCAAAUUAUCUCAGCUUGAAUUGGGAAUUAUCUUUGACCUUUCCAUCUUAUCCAAUCCUUAUUCCAAUCAAUAACUAAAGACUGACAGUUGUUUUCCUAAUUAUCUCUGAUAUAGUUUCAGAGCUAAAAGAAAUAUGUAUUUAAUUAGACAUUCUGUAAAGGACCCUGCAUUUAAAUUCCAAAAUUUUCUUAGCUUUUAGUAACCCCUGCUACUUUCGCCCCACACUGCAUGGAACCAAGUGUGAAGUACUUUGGAGCUUCGUGUAGAGCACACUAGUAACCAUGCCUGGCCCUGGGGUCAGGCUUGGGUUCAGAUCUGGAUGGUGACACUUGCUGGCGGGGUGGGCUAUGGCAAAAACUUUAACCUCUUCAACUCCCAUUUUGCUUCUCUCUAAAUAAUGCCUGUCUCAGGGUUGUUGUAAAGAUUGAGAUAAAGCGUCUAAGGCAAUGAGCAAAAUGUUUAGCACAAAGUGAGCACUCAGUCAAUGUCUUCGGUUACUCUUUUGUUGUAUUUAUAUAGACAGAAAGAUUAAAGUACAAGGGAAUGCUUGAGUUCAUCAGUUAAAGUGAAUUAAAAAUUAAGUUAAUAAAAAUUUUCCAGCAUUUUGGGAGGCUGAGGCAGGUGGAUCACAAGG